This is a messenger RNA of Chlamydomonas reinhardtii, 2055 nucleotides long. RefSeq lists its product as uncharacterized. The transcript has 2 exons. The record is from RefSeq and is a predicted model, not a curated record. The coding region runs from base 52 to 1362 and encodes 436 amino acids. NCBI's taxonomy places the organism in Eukaryota, Viridiplantae, Chlorophyta, Chlorophyceae, Chlamydomonadales, Chlamydomonadaceae.
CAUGAGACCGACCUUGCGCUACCUCCCUUCCCUCGAUGCCUUCCCAUGUGAAUGCCGCCCAAGCCCGGACGAGUUAGCUGGGACACUACGCCUGGUUCAUCGCGCUCGGCCUACAGCCCACUGGACAUCGAGGCUGAGCGCGCGCGUGGGCUGCACCUGCCGGCACCAGUGGCGCACCCCGCCGCCAUCGCGCCCGCCGCCACCCUGCAGCACGCGACUCAGAACCCGUGUUGGAACACGGUGGACCCUGCCGCCUGGUUCGGGCUCGACCCAAACCAGGUCAUGCACGUCAUCCACGCGGCGCUGGUGGCCUGCGGUGCAGCGGAGCAGCACCCAACGCAGCUGACGCCGCCACCGCCACUGCAGCUGCCGCCGCCGCUGCUGAACUAUGAUGUCUUGGCGCUGCCACCCACCGUGGCGUCCCUCUCUAAGUGGCUGCCGUCGCCGCCGCCGGCCGAGGUGCCGCCGCCGGUUGAGGUGUCGCCGCCGCUGCCGCCCGCCUUUGAUCCGGCCGCCCCCUGCUGGCCGCUUCCCACCGAGGAAGACCUGCAGCAGCUGAGCCGCCUGUACAAGGCCUACAAGGCGCCGCCGCCCGGCUUCCCGCCCCUGCUGGCCCAGCCGCUGCAGCCGCUGCAGCUGCUGUCCCAGCUGUACCACCAUCAGACCUGCCAGACCUACCACCACCUGCAGGGGCAGCAGGCGGGCGUGGCGACCAGCAACGUGCAGCAGGACGUGCCGCAGCACUACCCCGUCGCCGCCUACCCCCCUCCCCAGCACCACCAACACCACCAACACCACCACCCUGACCACACCUGCCACCAGCACCACCAGCACACGCCCCGCGGAGAGGCGUACCACCACCACCACCACCAGCAACAGCAGCAGCAACAGCAGCAGCUGGAGCGGCAGUACCAUCAGCACCAGGCCCAGCAGCAGCACGAGAAGCAGCAGCGCUUCGAGGAGGAGCAGCGCCGGAUGCAGCAGCAGCAGCACCAGCAGCAGCACCAGCAGCGGCUUGAGGAGGAGCAGCAGCGCCGCUCGUACCUGCAGCAGCAACAGCAGCAGGCGGCGCACUUCCACGCGCAGCGCCAGGCGCAGCACUACGUGCAGCAGAAGGCACCUCAAGCUGCGGCCAUGUACAACCAGCACCAGCACCAGCACCAGCACUACAACGCCGCCGCCGCCGUCGCCACGGCGUCAUACCAGCAGCACGCCCCUCCCCCUUACCAGCAGCCAGCAGUCAUGCCGCCGCCGGCGGCGGCUGCCGCAUCGCCGCCGCCGCCGUUCAGCUACCGGGAGGCGGCGGGCCCUCAUCACCAGCGGCACGGCGCGCAGCUGUACCGCAACCGGCACGGCCAGUGAGGCAGUGGAUGGAUGGAUGGAUGGAUGGCGAACUGAGAUGAUUCAUUCCGUACAAUCGGGGUUUCGACACGUACACACGCACGCAGUGGUCUCCCGGAGAGAGUUUAGCACCGGCGGCGGCUGUGGCAUCCUGCAGAUCGAGUGGCUGUGACUGUCGGCGGCGGGCAAGGCUGGCCAAGAGCGCGCGCAUGCGCUUUGCACUUACUACGCACGGGGGGCCGCCUGAUGCACACGAGUAGGUGAGUGCGCUCACAGCAGAUAGAGUUCAAACGCAUCACGAAGCCGCGCGCAUCAUGACAUGCGGUGGUAGUUUCGAGACUGUGGGUAGCACGGUUUAAUUGCAGACACUUCAACAAUAUGCAUACGAUCGAGUUAUGGGAGGUGCGGUGGGAUGGCGCGCUUUCACACUACAGGCCACAGGUGGGCUCACAGAGAAGGUGAUGACACAUGCAGACUAUAGAUGAGUCCUGAUCAUGCAUGCGUCGACGUUUUGAGGGCGGGUUUGAGAUUGGAAGCUAUAGAAAGCGAAUGGGCGGGUGUGUUUUAAUAUGCAUGCAUGUGGACGGUGAUAUGUAGGUGUUUGCGUGGCUAGCACCGGCACUUACUUGGCUUAAAGCCGCAAGACUUACUCUCAGGGCAACGUUGUCAAAACGAGUUGAUUAGUGCACGCUCACCGUGUAAGCCCUUGCUGAA